CCCAGGCCGGCAGCUCCCCACAUGCCGCGUGUGCCCACCUUGAGCCCCGUGGGUGUGCCCGCCCCGGAUGCUGCGUGUGCUCGCCCCGGACACCGCGUCUGCCCGCCCCGAGCGCCGCUCGUGCCCGCCCCGGCCCCGCGUGUCCCUGUCCCGCACACGGCGGUUUCUCCCCGCUGCCGCUGAGCCCGAGCCGCGGGGCCGGCGCUGUGCGGGCGCUCCGCCCUCUCUCGCAGUCACCAUGGCGGGCGCGGCCGUGCUGCGUGUGCGGCGGAAGCGCGGCGGCCCCGAGCCGGCCGAGGCGCUGCUCCUGGCCUGCAAGCGGCGCCGGGCCGAGCCCGUAGAGAACAACCUCUUCAAACUGGUGGCGACCGUGUCCUCCAAGAACGAACCAGUUCAGAAGUAUGUUAAAGAUGCCAUCACGCGGGACAAGGCAGCUCAGAGCCUGCGGCCCCCUUUGGGAAGCGCCCAGCAAAUCCUUCAGGAGCUGCGCUGUGCCAAGCAGGCGGAAAGGAAGGAGAAGCGGUACCGGGUCAUUUCCAGCCACCGGCCCCACUGCGCCCACACAGCUGCACCUGCCACAGACGGACAGGCCGUGCCCCACGGGGACAGGUCGGGGUCUGAAGCACUGCAGGAUGCUUCACCAGAGGAGAGCGGUGCUGGGGAUAAAAGUUCAGACUGCUGUGGGAAAUUCCAGCUGUUUGAUAUUAUACAAGAAGAGGAGACAGUGGGAGAUUCCAGUGUUACCACUGCAAACCCACAGCAGAAGACCAAUCCAGAUGCAAUCCUCUGCAAUGCAGUAGAGAUGAUCCGUGAGCGUUUAAACAUUUCUGAAGAUGGUAAAGAACAACAUGGUCACAAAGAAGAUGAGUAUGUUUAUGACAUCUACUAUAAAGAAACAUCAGCCCCUGACUGGAUUGAAAAUAUCCUCUCUGUACAGCCCUAUAGAGAAGAAUAUGAAUGGGUAAACGAUGAUCCUGGUCCAGAGGAAGUGUAUGACGAUGAAGAUGAUGAAAAUGAUGAAAAUAACUGGCGUAAUGAUUAUCCUGAGGAAGAUGAAUUCUUGCCUGAGGAAGAUGGAGAAAAAGAUUCUGAAGAGAGCUUCAGUGAUGAGGACCAAUGUUACAGAAGAAGAACAUGGGACAAAUAUCGACAGGAGGUUUUGCAGGAAUUUGGAUACGAUCAGAUUGAAGAUUUGGGUUCUGACUAACAGCCUGGUUUUGGAGAUGAAAUGCACACUGAAGGUGAACAUUUGCUGCUGUAAGAGAAUCGGAGCAGCCACCUUCAACUGAUGGACAUUAAACAGAUGGGUGUGUUACAGGUAAAAGUUAAGUUAUGUUAGAUUAGUGUAUAGUUCAAUUAUAUUGUAUAUAUUAUGUAAUACUAAUUGUAUUAUGUUAAGAGUUUGGGGGGGUUAUUAGAAUGUUCUAUGAGAAGGGUCCAGGGUUGGGUGGAAUGGAGGUCCGGUGUGGCAAGGUGAGGUUGAAGAGGGUUUGGAUGGAAGAUCUGACCAAUCAUUCGAAGCCCUGCAGAAACGAUUGGUCCAGAAUGAACAGCGUGUGUAGUGGAGGAAAUGUACAAGACCAGUGAGGAGCCUGGAAAUGGACCAAUCACCAUGGGAUCCAUAAUGGACCAAUCCUGGACUCGAAGGGGACUAUAAAUGGGGGGAGUUUGGUGGGGAUGGGGUUCUUCUUUUUGGAAACUUGCUUUUUGGGGAGAACCCAGUGCACUUGGGGAUAGUGUUUUUGGCUCGCUGUGUGGGUGCUUGGCCUUAUCCUAGGUAUUCUGUUCCUUGCAGCUGUUUUAAUAAAUGACACCUCUUUUUCCAGAGAAAAUUUGACCUCGUUCAUAUUCAUAACAGGCGUGUUAUAAAUGAUCAAUCGAAAAGCCAAAUUAUCAAAAUGCAAAAGAUUUAAUUUUCUGCGACCAAAUACAGUCCUCAAAAACCACAGCCAAAGAGACAGCGUUGAGCCUGGGGUCGGCGCUCGGUGAACCUGGAUCUGACCUCUAUCGCAUCAGACCUCCCUCUGUUCACGAGUGCCGCUUCCAGCAAGGCUAUUUUAUACAGUUUUUCAUGCCUGAGCCAGAGGCACCCCGAUUUCUUUUGUAACCCUGCAUAUGCAUAAGAGUUUCUUUCCCUGUGCAGGGCUGAGCAUCACUCAACGCCCUUGGUAGAAGUU
Molecule: messenger RNA, 2177 nt
Organism: Camarhynchus parvulus
Lineage: Eukaryota; Metazoa; Chordata; Aves; Passeriformes; Thraupidae
Gene: SLC7A6OS
Product: solute carrier family 7 member 6 opposite strand
Exons: 5
Coding region: 68-1207 (379 amino acids)
Biological process (GO): developmental process
Source: RefSeq, a predicted model, not a curated record